AUGCGUGAAAAACGAGUGGCAGAUGAGCCGACGACGUCGUCACGACCACCGAAAACAUCCAGGAAGAAGAUAUUAGAAGACGUCACACCCCGAAAACGUCAUCCACUUUUCUCGAAAUCCACAAUUCCGAAAUUCCGCGGCGACUACGAUAUCACUACGGAAUUCACGAAAGAGGCGAAUAAAAAGAAGGGAGAAGAAGGUGCGGUGGCGGAUCGAACACGGCGGAAGAAGGCGUCAACGCAGGAUCGAAUCCAGAAAGUCAUGAAAAUCGGCCAGAAAAAGCGAGGAAAAUAA
Messenger RNA from Caenorhabditis briggsae, 294 nucleotides. The coding region runs from base 1 to 294 and encodes 97 amino acids. Lineage: Eukaryota; Metazoa; Nematoda; Chromadorea; Rhabditida; Rhabditidae. The record is from RefSeq and is a predicted model, not a curated record. The transcript has a single exon.